AGUUCCGGGGAGCAGGCGGGCGCCGCGCUUCUGGUGUCCUGAGCUUCGGGCUUUGAGUCCUGCUGCAGGGCACUGGGGUGGUCGCACAGGCGUCGGGAUCAUGGUGUUCUACUUUACCAGCAGCAGCGUUAAUUCAUCUGCUUACACUAUUUACAUGGGAAAGGAUAAAUAUGAAAAUGAAGAUCUGAUAAAGUAUGGCUGGCCCGAAGAUAUUUGGUUUCAUGUGGACAAACUCUCUUCGGCGCAUGUAUACCUUCGAUUACAUAAGGGAGAGAAAAUAGAAGACAUUCCAAAGGAAGUACUGAUGGACUGUGCCCACCUUGUGAAGGCCAAUAGCAUUCAAGGCUGCAAGAUGAACAACGUUAAUGUGGUAUAUACGCCGUGGUCUAACCUGAAGAAAACAGCUGACAUGGAUGUGGGGCAGAUAGGCUUUCACAGGCAGAAGGAUGUAAAAAUUAUGACAGUGGAGAAAAAAGUGAAUGAGAUCUUGAACCGAUUAGAAAAGACCAAGUUGGAGCGGUUUCCAGACCUAGCUGCGGAGAAGGAAGGCAGAGACCGGGAAGAGAGGAAUGAGAAAAAAGCCCAAAUUCAGGAAAUGAAAAGGAGAGAGAAAGAAGAAAUGAAGAAGAAGAGGGAGAUGGAUGAACUUAGGAGCUAUUCAUCAUUAAUGAAAGUUGAGAAUAUGUCUUCAAAUCAGGAUGGCAAUGAUUCAGAUGAGUUCAUGUGAGAGGAGAAAAGGACUUUUGAAAGACAUGAAUGCAGAGACCAUUGCGGACCUUGUGAUUUCAUCUGUGUUCUAAAUUAUAAAAAACAAGCAACCAAAAUUCUGCCUUCAUUCUACAGAGAUAUUAUUCAUUUUGGAGUUUAAAAAAAUCAUUUUUUUUUGCUGACAGAAAAAGAACAGAUAUAUAUAUUAUAGUUGAACUUAAAGACAGCUUAUAACUUUAGGAAAACAAAAAUAUUUUUGCCAGAACACGUCUCAGUACCUCAUGAAAGCUGACUGCCCUUGUUCUUGAGAUAGACUUUAGAAUGAACCAACUCUGAAAAGUAUUUUUGUGGCUGUGGUCCAUCCCUGAAAACAGAUGUCUUGAAAUGCUUUUCAUAUCCUAAAAUAUCUUCACUUCUGUUAAGAAGAAUGUGUUGGUAGGCAAUUCAGGCCAAGAUUCCCCUGGUUUCCUGAUUACAAAAGCAGGGUUUUGAAGAUGAUAGUGAUAUUUGAAAAGGUUGCUUGCUUCAAUAUUCUUGUUCCCUCGUGUUGUGGAGUCUAAUAGUGUAGUUAUCCUCAGCUUGUCCCAGCUUCUUUGUCCUCCCUUUCUUGGAGUAAAGGCCUUUAUCUUAGUACCAUCAUAUUGAAAGAAGUAGUUGGUCUUAAUAAGAUUUGGGCCUUGUGGAGGUUGUUAUCUGAGCACCAAGUAACCCAAGCUACAGGGUGACAACUUCUAGGCUCCAGAGCCGUUUCGCUAUACUGAGGGAGACUGGAAGGCUGCUCUGAGUGGAAUGGGAGAUAUAGGUUAUCUGAUUUUUGUCUUGAAAUACAACAUGAAGCAAAAGUGCACACUGAAUUAUCAAGAAUUUCCCUAGCCAGCCAAGUAAUUUGUUUCCUUACCUUGAAAUAAUAUUUAUUUUUGAGUUGUAACCCCUGAGGUUGGAUCUCUCAGUUAUAGGCUACUAACUUAGCUAGCAUUAUUACUCAUCUGAAACACUUGCUAUCCAUUGUGAUUCUGACCAGAAGAUACUUUUUUUUUGGGUACUUGGGAUUGAACUCAGCACUCAACCACUGAGCCACAACCCCAGCCCUAUUUUGUAUUUUAUUUAGAGACAGGGUCUCACCAAGUUGCUUAGCACCUGCUCGCUGUUGCUGAGGCUGGCUUUGAACUCGCCAUCCUCUUUCCUCAGCCUCCCGAGCCACUGGGAUUACAGGCAUGCACCACUGCGCCCAGCUGGAAGAUAACCUUUUUAUUGCUGCACGUGAGGCAACUCCUGAAGGAAGAGACAAACUAAAACAGUGAAAGAGCCUGUAGGAUAGCCCGCUUGCAGAUUGUAACACCCAGAACCCUGCCUGGUGCUGUUAUUCUAACCUAACAAAAAGUGACUUGGCAAACCUUGUAGCUGUCUAGCACUCUGGAAGUGUGGAUAAAACCAGAAGACAUUUCCUUUUGUUCUAGGUUGGUGUGUGGGGUUGAGCUGAAAAAUCCUGAGGCAUAACUCAUUGGCCAAAUUUUGAGGGGUAUGAAAGACAGCACCAGACGUCAGUGUGUGGGAGUGUGUGUCUAAUGUUUUAGACUGGAAUUCUGCAAUUAAAAAAAUUAUAAUAAAGUAUCAUUUUUUUAAAUCUG
Sciurus carolinensis (gray squirrel) is the source of this 2336-nucleotide messenger RNA. RefSeq names its product coiled-coil domain containing 25 (gene Ccdc25). NCBI's taxonomy places the organism in Eukaryota, Metazoa, Chordata, Mammalia, Rodentia, Sciuridae. The record is from RefSeq and is a predicted model, not a curated record. Bases 101 to 727 code for a protein of 208 amino acids. The transcript has 9 exons.